GAUGUCAUGAACUACGUGGAUGGCACGAAGUGGGAGGACAGGUACCUAUGCGGCCCCAGGUUGGUCGCGCGCCUGUCAGGACCGGCGGCGACGGCCUGUAUCGGCAGGCCUAGAGGAUGGCUGUCAAACAACUGGGGUGCGGACCGGCUACUGGAGUACCUGCAGAAGAAUGUGAUGAGACAGCCAGUGGAGGACGUCGGCCAUUAUAUGGGAGAAUACUUCGUGAAGCUCAGGCGUAAGUGCGGCGAGAGUAUGGGCGAGUAUUGCCUGAGGGUCCAUGAGCGCUACCAGCGGCUGCGGGUGGCGCUCGCCAGCAUGAUAGGCAAGACGGAGACGAUGCAGACCCCAGCGACUAUCUCAUCCUUCGACAAGUGGCCAGAGGACUCGGGGACAGCUUCGUGGUAUCGUGUUCCCGGCGGUGAAGAGGGUACCGCCGACGACCAGGAAGCUGAGGAAGUCCAAGACUGGAAAGUGCCGGGAGAUGAGGAUCAUGGCCGGUGGUAUCGUCAUGGCUGGACCAGCGGUGGUUGGUGGCAGCAUCAGUGGGGCCAGCGUGAUCAGGAUGAUCAGAGCGGUUGCACGUUCCCGACGCAGGACCUGCCCGAGGUGCUGCCCAGCAUCGUCAGAGGAUGGUAUUUGUUGCACCGCGCGGGCCUUGAUGGCGGCGAGAUCGCAGCAGUCAUCGGUUCUUGUCGGGGUGACUUCACAGUGGAGAGUGUCGAGUCGGCGCUGCGGACACAGUGGCCGAGUGAUGAGAAUCUGAAAGAGCGAGAUUGCAGGAAGUCGAAGUUCAUCCGGCAGCAGGUGGCGGCUGCGGCUUUCAAUGGCGAGGACGCACAGACCUGGAACGUUGACGACGACAAAGAGUCUGUCAUGGCCUCAGCAGUGGCGAACAACGUCAAGGAGGAUGGCGACGAUGAAGGCGAUGACGAAGCUUUCGCGACUGCUAUGGAUGAGGAGGAAGAGGCUUUCGCCCAGUUCCAGGCCAGCCAUAAGCGCCUCCAGGUGCUCAUCGCACAGGAGCAUGUCCAGAUCGUGGCGACGGCCGUCUCGCUGGAAGCCGUCCAGGAGGUCCAAGAGGUGGUCAGCCUGGAUGGGGACAAGUUCAACGGAUUGGUGCUGAUGGCGGCGGCUAUGACCGACGACGGCGAAGAGGCCCUGAACAACAGCGUGGACUUGGAUGACCCUGAGAUUAAGAUGGCGUGCGUAGUCUCGCGGGCGACGGAGUCGGGCCACGGCAUCAUAGACAGCGGGGCCACGAAUACCAUCGGCGGGAUCGAGGCGAUUGAGAAUUUGAAUGAGAUCCUCGCGAAAAGGGGACACCCCCCGAUGGAGAUCGACCUUAAUGAUCGCCCGGUCUUCAAGUUUGGCAACGGCGAGGUCAAGCGGGUCCUGUGCAAGGUGAAGUUCUCUCUGCUUGUGGGUGGCACCAAGGUGUCUAUCAUGGUCCAUGCAGUGGAGGCUCCAGGGAUCCCUAUUCUGGUGUCCAUCGAGACCUUGAACAACCUCGGAGCGGUGAUCGACUUCGAGGCGAGUGUCGGCAUUUUCAAGCGUAUCGAUAGCACCGAGAUGAUCUCUUUCCCGCGGUCGCGCACUGGCCACCUCCUGAUCGAUUUGACGUGCGACUUGCUGGGCGAGGAACUCUCGAAUCCAGGGCCGGCGGAUUGCAUCCUGAGCCGGGGCGUGGCAGCUCUUGCAGAUCAGACGCAUGUGGAGGCGUCGGCAGACACCGGGGGAGUGGCCCGCUGGGACCUGUGCGACGACCGCAUGCUCAAGCAGAUCAUCCUCGGGUUUCUUGAAGACAUCUGCGGGAUGUCAGAGGGCAUCCAGGUCUAG
Messenger RNA from Prorocentrum cordatum, 1836 nucleotides. The record is from the annotation of a GenBank genome assembly. NCBI's taxonomy places the organism in Eukaryota, Dinophyceae, Prorocentrales, Prorocentraceae.